Labrus mixtus (cuckoo wrasse) is the source of this 2030-nucleotide messenger RNA. It is a transcript of the gene matcap2, whose product is annotated as microtubule associated tyrosine carboxypeptidase 2. Bases 272 to 1804 code for a protein of 510 amino acids. Lineage: Eukaryota; Metazoa; Chordata; Actinopteri; Labriformes; Labridae. The transcript is spliced from 7 exons. The record is from RefSeq and is a predicted model, not a curated record.
CAGAGCCAGUCCCACACAGCCAACUCGGCUCUUUCUUGGCAGUUUGGCUCAGGCUCCUCCGUGUAGGCGGCACAGUUAAUGACAGCUCAGCUGUUAGCCAUGAAAUAGCUUAAAACAUCAUUCCUGCGUGUUUCUUACGUAGUCGAUAUAUGUUUCUCGCUUUGUCGUCUCCUUUUCAGACGUCAUUGGCCGGCUAAUUCAGCUAGGUUAACGUUCAGUUGCCAAUUACUCCUCUGAGGUAGAUUUAGAUUUACAAAGACCUGAACAGAGGAUGCUGGAGUCAAUAAAAGUCACAGAAAGACUCCGUUGGCCAGAAGUAGAAAUGUCCAAGAAGUACAUUUUAAACUCUUCUGACAAGCCACUGAGUCCAAGCCAAGUGUACCUGGAGAAGAUUUCUUCAGGCGCCCUGAAAGACCUUUUCAGCACUGGCUCCAGGAGCUACAACGUCCUGCUGCAUGCUGACAAAGAGGAGAAAAAGAGCCCGAAGCAGUCCCCAUUCAGGAGGCCGAAAACAUCGGUGAGAUGCGGCGCCACGUUUAGUAAAAGAAACCGUCCUGGCAUGGCUCCUAAGAAGAUGCGUUCUCCAGAAGGAGCGGGGAAACCUGCACAGACAAAUCGUGUCCUCUCAGGCAGCAACUCCAAUCUCCCUAAACCAGCAAGAAACAUCACAGUCGUGGGCAGCACCAUGGGUCUAAACCCCCGUACAGUCCCACAGCUCAGGAAGAUCUCCAAUUCCCCUCGCACUAAACUACCUGUUUUGCAAAAAGCAGCGGUCGCACGGGAGGUGGAAAAUGCCAAGAAGCUCUGCAUCCUUUCAGCCAUAAAGCCUACGAAUGUUGAGAGAGAGAAGGCCAAGUUUUUUAAAUCUGACUUCAACUACAAUCCACAGUUUGACUACAGUAACCCCGCCCCACCACUCAUCCUGGAACGGCAUAACAACGCCUCAGACCGCUUCCUGACGCAGGCAGUGCACAUCAUGGAGCUGGCCCUGCAGCGAUAUGGCAACUAUGAGAAUUUUGAGCAGCUCACCGGGGGCAACCUCCUCACCAAGAGUCGCAUCUGGCACAACGUCAAGAAGUACAUGGAGAAGGAGGGCUGCAUGGGGGAGAUCGUCGUGCAGGUGACAGAUGACCUCCUCUCCAGAGCCUCCAUGACGGUGGUGAACAGCAGACCAACACUGACCAUCAACGUCUCCACGGCCCGAGAGCAGUGGCUGGAGGGAAUGCUGAGACAUGAGAUAGGCACACAUUAUUUCCGUGGCGUCAAUAAUUGCCACCAGCCGUGGAACAACAGCGUGGGCAGGAAGAAGCACAACCUGAAGCCUCUGAACCCCACAGAGGAGGGUCUGGCCAGCAUCCACAGCGUCCUGUUCAGGAAAGACCCCACACUGUGGCGCGCUGCCCUGCUCUACUACACUGUCUACCAGGCCAGCCACAUGUCCUUCACUCAGCUCUUCCACAACCUGGGGCGCUUCGUCCAGGACCCAAACACGCGCUGGGACUACUGCGUCCGAGCCAAGAGGGGCCAGACUGAUACAGCACAGCCAGGGUGCUUCAGUAAAGACCAGGUCUACCUGGAUGGUAUCCUGAAGAUCCUGAGGUACAGAGACAAGAUCAACUUCCCUCUGCUGAUGGCUCUAGGAAAGGUGUCAUUUGAAGACAUGGACCGCCUGAAACCGUUGGCCCAAAUGGAGAACAUACGCAUCCCGCACUUCAUGCAGGACCAGGCACGAUAUGCCGAGCAGCUGACCAAAAUAAUGGCGGUCAACAAUCUCACUGACGAGGAGCUCAAGACCAUCAUCUGAGCCCUCUCCACGCCCCCCCCGCACAAACAUGUUCACACCACUGCCAGCCAUGGUCCGCAUGCCUCAACACCAACACCUUCAUCCUGCAUGGUAGCAGAGUGUGUGAAUCGUGCAGCGUGCCGUGUUGCAUGUAGUACAAAGUUGUGUCUAACAGGUCACAUUAGUUUAAUCUGGUUCAGCUUUUAGUUCAACAUCUGUUACAGCCGAGUCAUUUAAACAUUAAAAC